Messenger RNA from Solea senegalensis (Senegalese sole), 4537 nucleotides. It is a transcript of the gene ercc6l, whose product is annotated as excision repair cross-complementation group 6-like. Bases 130 to 3999 code for a protein of 1289 amino acids. Gene Ontology annotation, molecular function: protein binding; ATP-dependent chromatin remodeler activity; ATP binding. Lineage: Eukaryota; Metazoa; Chordata; Actinopteri; Pleuronectiformes; Soleidae. The record is from RefSeq and is a predicted model, not a curated record. The transcript is spliced from 3 exons.
CACACACACACACACACAGACGCCACCUUCAUACCGGACUCAUGUGAAGACGGAACUAAACAUCCAAACGCUAGUUUAAACACCGGCAUUUCGUCGUCUCUCACCCGGUGAACCCUCACCAGCGUUAGGAUGGAGGUUUCUCAUCAUGGCGACGAUGCUGCGGAUAUUUGUGCGAAGCUGGAAAAGUCUUUGUCCAUGGAUACAGAUGACAAGUUGGAAGCGUAUCACAGAUUCAUUCAGGAUGGUAAAGAUGUUGCCAGACAAGGGGACAUGCACAAAGCACUGGAGUUCUUUAAACUCGCUCACAAUCUUCACCAGAGUCAAAAACUUGAAAGGAGAAUAAAGAAAAUUGAAGAGCUUGUUGCUCAGAAUGACUCUGAGGAUGAAGAUGAAGAGUUUGUCAAUGUCAACAACAGCGGUUUGUUGCUUUUUAAAGAGUUGCACGACAAACUUUAUGACUACCAGAGAGAUGGAGUUGGCUUCUUAUACAGUCUCUACAGAGAUGGUCGUAAGGGUGGGAUCUUGGCAGAUGACAUGGGUCUUGGUAAAACCAUCCAGGUGAUAUCCUUCCUCUCUGGUAUGUAUGAUAAUGAGCUGGCCAAUCACACAUUGUUGGUGAUGCCCACUUCACUCAUCACUAACUGGACAAAGGAGUUCGCCAAAUGGACUCCGGGCAUGAGGGUCAAGGAGUUUCAUGGUACCAGCAAAGGAGAGCGGACCAGGAAUCUAGAGAAAGUCCAGAGGAGAGGUGGCGUCAUCAUCACCACAUACACUAUGCUUAUGAACAACUGGCAGCAACUGUCUUCAUACCAUGGCAAAGAGUUCACAUGGGACUACAUGAUCCUGGACGAGGCACACAAAAUAAAAACAAGCACUACCAAAACAGCUAAAAGUGCCUCUGCCAUACCUUCAAAGAACAGAGUUCUUCUCACAGGAACUCCAGUCCAAAACAAUCUAAGAGAAAUGUGGGCACUUUUUGACUUUGCUUGUCAAGGCACUCUUCUCGGUACAGCCAAAACCUUCAAAACAGAGUAUGAAAACCCCAUCACUCGUGCUAGAGAGAAGGACGCCACUCCAGGGGAGAAGGCUCUUGGCUCCCGGAUGUCGGAGAACCUCAUGGCCAUCAUUAAACCAUAUUUUCUUCGGAGAACAAAAUCCGAGGUUCAAAAAAACAACAUGAACAGAGCACGUCUUUGUAAAGAGGAACAAUCGGAGAACAUUGACACCCUAGUUCCAAAUCCUUCAAAAGAUGGCGGAGCAGUCAUGCCCACACUGACAAGAAAAAAUGACCUUAUAGUCUGGACAUACCUGAGCCCCAUCCAGGAGGACAUAUACAGGCAGUUUAUUUCAUUGGACCACAUCAAGGAACUGCUCUUAACCACCAGGUCACCUCUUGCUGAAUUAACCAUUUUAAAAAAGCUGUGCGACCACCCAAGACUGCUCUCUGCAGGAGCGAUUGCCAAGUUGGGUUUGGAGGAGAGCACUGCUGAAAACCAGGUGAAUGAUGACAUGGAGACCAAUGCUCAUAGCAUCGCCAAUGUUCCUGACGACACUUUAAUAGCCGAGUCUGGGAAACUUGGGUUUCUGUUUCCUCUCCUUGAGCAGCUGAAACAAGAGGGCCACCGCACACUCGUCUUUGCUCAUUACAGGAAGGUGUUGGACAUUAUCGAACGUAUCCUGGGCAACAGAGGCUUCAAAGUUUUGAGACUGGAUGGCACAAUUACACAGAUUGCAGAGAGAGAGCGGCGCAUUUCUCUGUUCCAGAAAGAUAGUCGCUACUCUGUCUUUCUACUGACCACCCAGGUUGGUGGUGUUGGCAUCACUUUGACAGCAGCAAACAGAGUGGUGAUUUAUGAUCCCAGCUGGAACCCAGCAACAGAUGCCCAGGCUGUUGACAGGGCAUAUCGCAUUGGUCAGACUGAAAAUGUUGUCAUCUACAGGCUGAUCACUUGUGGAACAGUGGAGGAGAAAAUCUACAGACGGCAGAUUUUCAAAGACUCUCUCAUCAGACAAAACACUGGUGACAAGAAGAACCCCUUUCGAUACUUCAGCAAACAGGAACUAAAAGAGCUCUUUACCUUGGAGAAUACUCAAUCUUCAUCCACUCAACUGCAGCUUCAGGCCAUGCAUUCCAGACACAGACGGACAGACACACAACUCGAUGAGCACAUUGCCCACCUACACACCAUGGGGAUGUUUGGCAUCUCUGAUCAUGACCUCAUGUUUUCUCUCGAAAUCAAGCAUGACGAGGCCCCUGAGGACCAGCAGGAGCACAAAUACAUAGAAGGGCGUGUUCAGAAAGCACAGGAGCUGAUGAAGGCGGAGUCGGAUUUGCAGAUGCAGCUUACUGAGAGCAUGGCUUCCAGCACAGAGCCUGCCUGGCUCAGACAACCAGUGAACAACAACAACAACAGAGAGCGUUCACAUGAGAAAAAAACAAGAAACCCAAGCCCAAGUUCUUUGAAUUCACAACAUGACUGCAGUUCAAACAGGUCCCCUGUUGUGGUGGACUUAAACCACUCGGGUUCUGACAAUGAGGAAGGCCAACAGAAUCUGAGUAACCCAGUUAUUGAUCUUACUGCAGAUGAAAGUGUGAUAGAGGAGGAACCUGUGGAAAACAUAAGCCAAGGCAAGCACAACCUGGAUUCCCCAAAACACCAGCCUAUCAAGCAGGAUCAGAGUUACUUGGAAGGAAACAACACACUCAACAACAGUCAGGUGAUGAUUGAGGAUUCUUUGUUAUUGGUGGAGUCCGUUAAUGAUGCAUCAGAUGUAGCUGAUGACUUGGCUCAAGAGCCAAUGGACCAAUCGGUAAAUUCUGAGGCUGCUCGUCAUUCUGCAGUCGAGAAGAGCCUAGCAUAUGUCACAGUAGCCGAUGAAGAUGAACAACAGCAAUAUUUAACUUCACAUUCUGAAAUGGACUUUGGGCACAGUUGUGGCACACCUCUGAAGAACAAAAGACUGUCCAUGUUGCAGACAUCCAACACAAGCUUUAAAGUGGAUGCAUCAUCCAGAGUCAGUGCUGGACUGGAAUCCUUUGAAGGUAACUUCAAUUUACAGCUGGAGGACAGUGACAUGUUUUCAGACAAUGACAUUCAGGAUGGUCAAGAGACUGAGGUGGAGCAGAAGAAACUGCUGUCACAGCUGCAGUUUGAGGGGAGUUUUAAUGUAAAUAAAUCCCUCUCUGAGAGGCAACACAAAGAAUCUCUUGCAGAAAGCCUCAACAAUGGCCAAGCAGAUGAAAUGGAAGAAUCAAUGAAUGAUUCUAUUGUAGCUACCAAGAAGAAAAGAGCAGCAGUGAUUUAUGAUAGUGAAGAUGAACAACAGGAUGUUGACAACAAUGAGAGGCAAUUUGAAAACUCCUUUCAGGUGCUUGGAGCCUCUACACCGAAAUCGGUACCCUCUGGUUCUACCCCACUUUGGUCAAGAAAGAGUGUCGGAGGAAACACCUCUGUAGCUUCUCGACGGUCUCUCCUUCAGUCCAUCGUUGAAGGCAUGGACAACCACAAUCUGGAUAUGGUAGAAGUUGAUGAAAGCUUCAAUGAAGAUGAUUGCAGCUCAGAAAGACAUUCUGAUGAGGCUGAAGAAGAAAAUAUUGUUAAUUCAUCUUCUGAGCUUCAGUUAGAUGAGCCCACAGGCGAGACUCUGAACUCAGAGGGGGAAGAGGAGGAGGAGGAGGAGGAGGAGCAGCUGUCUGAGUCAGGAGAGGACAUAAGCAGCAAUCUUGAAGAAUCGACCAGCGAACCCGAGUUGACUUCCACCGAAAGGAUGGACCAGUGCACAGUCAGUAUGGACGUCAAGAUGUGUGGGGAAAAUGGCAUUGACUGUGAUGUUGAGGGUUACGACUCCCUGGUCAGUCGAGGGAGGGAGUGUGUGAGCCAAGGGAAGCUGGAUGAUGCCUUGAGCUUCUUCCUGAGAGCAAUUGACAUCAAACCUGGAGAUCCAGAGGUUCAGCUCAUGACCAUUCAGCUGUACCGACAGCUGAGUCAUAGGAGUUAGACUCAAACUCAAAUGACUGUUUGAUAAGUUCAUGUCUGUGACUCUGAGGCUGGAUUCACCCUAUGUAUUCAGGUAAAAAAAAAUGGCUUCCACCCCACUCUUAAGUUUAGAGCCCUGAAAAUGGAGAAGCAUUUGCUUCCUGAUUAGCUCUAAUUGGUUACAAGUCUUCAUGGUUACAAAUCAGCUUUGAACAGAAAGCAGUGUUAACCUGUAGCCUCAGUUUUAUCUCAUAGAAGAAAUCCCCUGUCUAGAUGCAAAUAGUUUUUGUUUAAACAUUUUCAAAUGAUAACAUGGCAUAAAUGUUGCCUGAUCUUCCACUAGUUAACACGUGUAAGUCUUUCCAAACAUUUACAGCUGUGUAUGACUGUUAAAGCUCCAUGGUGCUUUAAGCAGCCGGUAACUCUGUUCACCAUAUUUAUAUCAUUUGUUUGCCAAUAGGAAUGCAGUUGUGUGUGUAGGUGAUUAGGUUAUUAAGUGGUAUCAACAGUUGAACAUGAAUGUGUGUUAAAUGUUUAUUAAAAAAUAUCUUUCAUUGUCA